Durio zibethinus is the source of this 1032-nucleotide messenger RNA. RefSeq lists its product as uncharacterized. NCBI's taxonomy places the organism in Eukaryota, Viridiplantae, Streptophyta, Magnoliopsida, Malvales, Malvaceae. The record is from RefSeq and is a predicted model, not a curated record.
AAUGAAAGCUCCCAACAAAACAAAACCGAAAGCAAAGUGUUAGAAAGAGAAAAAAAAAAAAGAGAGCGAUAGAUUUUAGAUUCUUUGGCUAAAAUAAGGAUCCGUGUAUGGCAAGCGGGUGGUUCAAAUCUUUGCAAUGCAAAUCGAGGGCAUUCGAAGAUGUUUAUCACCCGAACACGAAGCAUUUGAUACCCAUUUCCAGUUGUAGACGAAGUUCUCAGAGCAUCAAAGACGUCAUUGAAAGUACCAAGAAAAAGGGCAAGAAAUCCAACUUCAAGAUGCUUCCAAACCCCAGCCGCAAACCCGAAGCCGAUUUGAAUAAUCUUCCUCAUCGACCUCGCCGGAGUAGUUCUGCCCCUGCACGUCCCGUUCGGAACACUGACCCUCUUCUGCCAGCACUGACCGAGAUGCCUGAGGGUCACCCUUCGAGGAAUGUCGUGGAGAUUAUUUUUCAUACGAGUUGGAGCCCCAAGGCUUUCACAGGUCGGAUCGAGAUGAUUUUUAAAGUUCAAAAUGGGCCGAGGACUGUGACCCGGUUCGAGGAAUAUCGAGAGACGGUCAGGACUCGGCCUGGGUCGGGUUCAGGUGGUCCGGUUUCUGCUGACGAGGAAAAUGCGAGGUGCGUCGCUGAUGGGAACGAGGUCAUGCGGUUCCAUUGUUUGGGUCCCGCUUCAGGGAACUGCGGGAUGAACGACACGCGGAUAUUUUUCGGAUGUAAAGGUGCGGCGAUUUGCACGUAUUCCGGGAGCGGCGGAGCCCACGAGAGCGCCGGAGGUGGGAGUGGACGGAAGGCGAUGUUGGUUUGCCGGGUUAUUGCAGGUCGAGUCUCGAAGCGGGUAGGGUUCGGGUACGAUUCGUUGGUGGAUGGGCGAGUUGGGUAUGACUCAGUGAGUGGGGACAACGGCGAGUUGCUCGUGUUUGAUCCACGUGCGGUGUUGCCUUGCUUUCUUAUUAUCUACAAAUUGUAAAAAUAGUGGGAAAAAAACUUUUUUAUUUUUCUUUAUAUGUUUUUUUUUUUUCAUUUUUUUUAUG